Molecule: messenger RNA, 13835 nt
Organism: Canis lupus familiaris (dog)
Lineage: Eukaryota; Metazoa; Chordata; Mammalia; Carnivora; Canidae
Gene: UNC80
Product: unc-80 homolog, NALCN channel complex subunit
Exons: 65
Coding region: 136-10185 (3349 amino acids)
Biological process (GO): monoatomic cation homeostasis
Cellular component (GO): axon; cation channel complex
Molecular function (GO): monoatomic cation channel activity
Source: RefSeq, a predicted model, not a curated record
ACGGGGGAUCGGGGCGGAGAGAGCCGGCUCUGCCUCGGGGAAGGAGGGGAUGAGAGUUGGGCAGAGCGGCGGGAGGCGGCGGCCGGCGAGGAGCCAGCGCUGGGUCCUGCAGGAGGACUCCCGGGAGCCACCAUCAUGGUGAAGAGGAAGAGCUCCGAGGGCCAGGAGCAGGACGGCGGCCGCGGCAUCCCGCUGCCCAUCCAGACCUUCCUGUGGCGGCAGACCAGUGCAUUUUUGAGGCCUAAACUGGGGAAGCAAUAUGAAGCCUCGUGUGUGUCCUUUGAACGAGUGUUGGUAGAAAACAAGCUGCACGGCCUCUCCCCAGCCCUCUCUGAAGCCAUCCAGAGCAUUUCCAGAUGGGAGCUGGUGCAAGCUGCUUUGCCUCACGUCCUCCACUGCACGGCAACCCUGCUUUCCAACAGAAACAAGUUAGGCCACCAGGAUAAACUGGGUGUUGCUGAGACAAAGCUCCUUCACACCCUGCACUGGAUGCUCCUAGAAGCUCCCCAGGACUGCAAUAGUGAGCGAUUUGGGGGCACAGACCGUGGCUCCAGCUGGGGUGGCAGCAGCAGUGCGUUCAUCCACCAAGUAGAAAACCAAGGUUCCCCAGGGCAGCCUUGCCACAGCAGCUCCAAUGAUGAAGAAGAGAACAACCGCAGGAAGAUCUUCCAGAACUCCAUGGCCACUGUGGAGCUCUUUGUGUUUCUGUUCGCUCCUCUGGUACACAGGAUCAAGGAAUCUGACCUUACGUUCCGACUGGCCAGUGGGCUUGUUAUAUGGCAGCCCAUGUGGGAGCACAGACAGCCUGAAGUCUCUGGCUUCACAGCCCUGGUAAAGCCUAUCAGGAACAUCAUUACAGCUAAGAGAAGCUCUCCCAUCAACAGUCAAAGUCAAACCUGUGAAUCACCAAAUCAAGACACAAGACAUCGAGAGGGACUCCAGGUGGUCUGCGAAACUUUCCCGUCAGAUCCCAUGUCACCCAAGGCCACCAUUUCAGGCUGCCACCGAGGAAAUUCCUUUGAUGGAAGUCUGUCCUCCCAAACUUCCCAGGAAAGAGGCCCAUCACAUUCCAGAGCCUCUCUUGUGAUACCUCCAUGCCAAAGGUCCCGCUAUGCCACCUACUUUGAUGUUGCUGUUCUUCGCUGCCUACUGCAGCCCCAUUGGUCUGAGGAAGGCACUCAGUGGUCUCUGAUGUACUAUCUGCAAAGACUGCGGCACAUGUUGGAAGAGAAGCCUGAAAAGCCCCCAGAGCCAGAUAUUCCUCUCCUGCCCAGACCCAGGAGCAGCUCAAUGGUGGCAGCAGCUCCCUCACUAGUGAACACCCACAAAACCCAAGAUCUCACCAUGAAGUGUAAUGAGGAGGAAAAAUCUCUUAGCCCUGAGGCCUUUUCCAAGGUUUCGUUGACCAAUUUGCGUAGGUCUGCAGUCCCAGAUCUUUCUUCAGACCUUGGCAUGAACAUCUUUAAGAAGUUCAAGAGCCGCAAAGAAGACCGAGAGAGGAAAGGCUCCAUCCCAUUCCAUCACACAGGGAAGAGGAGACCUCGAAGAAUGGGAGUGCCAUUCUUGCUUCACGAGGACCAUCUGGAUGUGUCCCCCACGCGAAGCACAUUCUCCUUCGGAAGUUUCUCUGGGCUUGGAGAAGACAGACGAGGCAUUGAGAAAGGAGGCUGGCAAACCACCAUUUUAGGGAAAUUCACCCGGCGGGGCAGCUCGGAUGCAGCCACGGAGAUGGAGAGCCUGAGUGCCAGGCACUCCCACUCCCAUCACACGCUGGUGAGCGACCUCCCAGAUCAUUCCAACAGCCACGGAGAAAACACUGUCAAGGAAGGUGGGUCGGAGGCAGCACCUGCCGGCGGGAGUUCAGUGAGAUCUCAGAUCUCCACUAUCACAGUGGCAACCUUCAACACCACCUUGGCAUCGUUCAAUGUAGGCUACGCAGACUUUUUCAGUGAGCAUAUGAGGAAGCUCUGCAACCAGGUGCCUAUCCCGGAGAUGACACAUGAACCCCUGGCUUGUGCAAACCUGCCCCGAAGCCUCACAGACUCCUGCAUAAACUACAGCUACUUAGAGGACACAGAACAUAUCGAUGGGACCAAUAACUUUGUCCACAAGAAUGGCAUGCUUGAUCUUUCGGUGGUUCUGAAGGCUGUUUAUCUUGUCCUUAAUCAUGACAUCAGUUCUCGUAUCUGUGAUGUGGCGCUGAACAUUGUUGAAUGCUUGCUUCAACUUGGUGUGGUGCCUUGUGUAGAAAAGAACAGAAAGAAGAGUGAAAAUAAGGAAAAUGAGACUAUGGAGAAAAGAGCAAGUGAGGGAACCUUCCAGUUCAAAGGAGUAUCUGGAAGUUCACCCUGUGGAUUUGGGGGCCCUUCAGUUAGUGGAGCUGGAGAUGGUGGAGGAGAAGAAGGAGGAGGUGGAGACGGAGGAGGUGGAGGAGGUGAUGGAGGAGGAGGUGGAGGAGGUGGUGGUGGACCUUAUGAGAAGAAUGAUAAGAACCAAGAGAAGGAUGAAAGUACACCUGUAAGCAACCAUAGGCUUGCUCUCACCAUGCUCAUCAAAAUAGUGAAGUCCUUGGGAUGUGCCUAUGGUUGCGGAGAAGGACACCGAGGGCUCUCUGGAGAUCGUCUGAGACACCAGGUAUUCCGAGAGAAUGCCCAGAACUGCCUCACUAAGCUAUACAAGCUAGAUAAGAUGCAAUUCCGACAAACCAUGAGGGACUAUGUGAACAAGGACUCUCUCAAUAAUGUAGUGGACUUCUUGCAUGCUUUGCUAGGAUUUUGUAUGGAGCCAGUCACUGACAACAAGGCUGGGUUUGGAAAUAACUUCACCACGGUGGACAACAAAUCCACAGCCCAAAAUGUGGAAGGCAUCGUUGUCAGCGCCAUGUUUAAAUCCCUUAUCACACGCUGCGCUUCAACCACGCAUGAAUUGCACAGCCCUGAGAAUCUGGGGCUGUAUUGCGACAUCCGUCAGCUGGUCCAAUUUAUCAAAGAGGCUCACGGGAAUGUCUUCAGGAGAGUGGCCCUUAGCGCUUUGCUUGACAGUGCUGAGAAGUUGGCACCAGGGAAAAAGGUGGAGGAGAAUGAAUCAGAAUCUAAGACUGCAGGCAGUAAAAGGUCAGAGGCGGGAAGCAUUGUGGAUAAAGGCCAGGUGUCCUCUGCACCUGAGGAAUGUCGCAGCUUCAUGUCUGGUCGCCCCUCACAGACCCCAGAGCAUGAUGAACAAAUGCAAGGGGGAAACCUGGGGCGUAAAGAUUUCUGGCGCAAGAUGUUCAAAUCCCAGAGUGCAGCAAGUGACACCAGCAGCCAGUCUGAGCAGGAUACUUCAGAAUGCACUACUGCCCAUUCAGGGACCACUUCUGACCGCCGCACCCGCUCACGGUCCCGCAGAAUUUCCCUCCGGAAGAAACUUAAACUCCCCAUAGGUAAAAGGAACUGGCUGAAGCGGUCUUCCCUCUCAGGCCUAGCAGAUGGCGUGGAGGACCUUCUGGACAUCAGCUCUGUGGACCGCCUGUCUUUCAUCAGGCAAAGCUCCAAGGUCAAAUUUACCAGUGCAGUGAAGCUUUCCGAAGGUGGACCAGGGAGUGGAAUGGAAAACGGAAGAGAUGAAGAGGAGAAUUUCUUCAAGCGUCUUGGUUGCCACAGUUUUGAUGACCAUCUGUCUUCCAACCAAGAUGGUGGAAAAAGCAAAAAUGUUGUGAAUCUUGGAGCAAUCCGACAAGGCAUGAAGCGCUUUCAAUUUCUGUUAAACUGCUGUGAGCCAGGGACAAUUCCAGAUGCAUCCAUCCUGGCAGCUGCAUUAGAUCUUGAAGCUCCUGUGGUAGCCAGAGCAGCUCUAUUCCUGGAAUGUGCCCGGUUUGUUCACCGCUGUAACCGUGGCAACUGGCCAGAGUGGAUGAAAGGGCAUCACGUGAAUAUCACCAAGAAAGGUCUUUCCAGGGGCCGCUCUCCCAUCGUGGGCAACAAACGGAACCAGAAACUGCAGUGGAACGCUGCCAAGCUCUUCUACCAAUGGGGAGACGCGAUUGGCGUCCGGUUGAAUGAGCUGUGCCAUGGGGAAAGUGAGAGCCCCGCCAACCUGCUGGGUCUCAUUUAUGAUGAGGAGACCAAGAGGAGACUGAGAAAGGAGGAUGAGGAGGAAGACUUUUUAGAUGACAGUAAGGAGACUCCCUUUACUACAAGAACCCCUGCUUGUACUGUGAACCCCUCUAAAUGUGGCUGCCCCUUUGCCUUGAAGAUGGCCGCAUGCCAGCUUCUUCUAGAGAUUACCACCUUCCUGCGAGAAACCUUUUCUUGCCUGCCCAGACCACGCACUGAGCCUCUGGUGGACUUGGAGAGCUGCAGACUUCGUUUGGAUCCUGAGUUGGACAGACACAGAUAUGAAAGGAAGAUCAGCUUUGCUGGGGUCCUGGAUGAAAAUGAAGACUCAAAAGAUUCCCUCCACAGUAGUAGCCACACGCUCAAAUCAGAUGCAGGUGCCGAGGAGAAGAAAGUUCCCAGCAGGAAGAUCAGGAUAGGAGGUUCCCGCCUGCUCCAGAUUAAAGGAACCCGCAGUUUCCAGGUGAAGAAGGGGGGUUCCUUGUCCAGCAUCCGCCGGGUCGGCAGCUUAAAGAGCAGCAAGUUACCACGGCAGGACUCAGAGUCCGAGGCUGAGGAGCUGCAGCUGUCCCAGAGCAGGGACACUGUCACUGACCUAGAAGGGAGUCCUUGGAGUGCAAGUGAGCCCAGCAUCGAGCCAGAGGGAAUGAGUACUGCUGGCACGGAGGAAAAUUAUCACAGGAGCAUGUCAUGGCUUCAUGUCAUGAUCUUGCUGUGCAAUCAGCAAAGCUUCAUCUGUACCCACGUUGACUACUGCCACCCUCACUGCUACCUGCACCACAGCCGCUCCUGUGCCCGGCUGGUCAGAGCCAUCAAGCUGCUCUAUGGAGACACCGUGGACUCCCUCCGGGAGAGUAACAGCAGCCAUGUGGCUCUCCGGGGCAAGAAACAGAAAGAGUGCUCAGAGAAGUCAUGCCUGAGGACACCUUCUCUGAAGAAGAGAGUUUCCGAGGCCAACCUGGAAGGGAAAAAGGACUCUGGAAUGCUGAAAUACAUCAGACUGCAGGUGAUGAGCCUGUCGCCUGCUCCUUUAUCUCUGCUAAUCAAGGCAGCACCAAUUCUGACAGAAGAAAUGUAUGGAGACAUCCAGCCAGCUGCCUGGGAGCUCCUGCUCAGCAUGGAUGAGCACAUGGCGGGGGCCGCAGCUGCCAUGUUCCUGCUGUGUGCGGUGAAAGUCCCCGAGGCUGUGUCUGACAUGUUGAUGUCAGAGUUCCACCACCCAGAGACCGUGCAGAGGCUGAAUGCUGUUCUCAAGUUCCACACACUCUGGAGGUUUCGAUACCAGGUCUGGCCCCGGAUGGAGGAAGGAGCACAGCAGAUUUUUAAGAUCCCGCCUCCCAGUAUAAACUUCACCCUGCCCUCACCAGUGCUUGGAAUGCCAUCUGUCCCAAUGUUUGACCCCCCGUGGGUCCCUCAGUGCAGUGGGAGUGUCCAGGACCCCAUUAACGAAGACCAGUCUAAAUCCUUUUCAGCCCGAGCUGUAUCCCGCUCCCAUCAGAGGGCAGAACACAUAUUAAAGAAUUUGCAACAGGAGGAGGAGAAGAAACGUCUUGGUAGAGAAGCCAGUCUCAUCACCGCCAUCCCCAUCACCCAGGAGGCUUGCUAUGAGCCCACCUGCACACCCAACUCAGAGCCAGAAGAAGAAGUAGAAGAAGUCACCAAUCUGGCAUCCCGUCGACUGUCUGUGAGUCCAUCCUGUACGUCCAGCACUUCCCACAGGAAUUACUCCUUCCGCCGAGGGUCUGUUUGGUCCGUGCGUUCCGCUGUUAGUGCUGAAGAUGAAGAACACACCACUGAACACACGCCAAACCACCAUGUGCCUCAGCCCCCACAAGCUGUGUUUCCAGCAUGCAUCUGUGCAGCAGUGCUCCCCAUCGUUCAUCUAAUGGAGGAUGGUGAGGUGCGGGAAGAUGGAGUAGCAGUGAGCGCUGUGGCCCAACAAGUCUUAUGGAAUUGUCUAAUUGAAGAUCCAUCAACAGUUCUUCGACAUUUUCUGGAAAAACUGACCAUCAGCAAUAGACAAGAUGAGUUAAUGUACAUGCUGCGCAAACUUCUCUUAAAUAUCGGAGACUUUCCUGCCCAGACGUCUCACAUCCUCUUCAACUACUUGGUGGGAUUAAUCAUGUACUUUGUGCGGACCCCCUGUGAGUGGGGGAUGGAUGCCAUUUCAGCCACUCUGACUUUCCUAUGGGAGGUGGUGGGUUAUGUAGAGGGCCUCUUCUUCAAGGAUCUCAAGCAGACCAUGAAGAAGGAGCAGUGUGAGGUGAAGCUCCUGGUGACCGCAUCCAUGCCAGGUACCAAAACCUUGGUAGUUCAUGGACAGAAUGAGUGUGAUAUCCCAACCCAGUUACCAGUCCAUGAAGACACUCAGUUCGAAGCCCUGCUAAAGGAGUGUCUGGAGUUUUUUAAUAUCCCAGAAUCUCAGUCAACCCAUUAUUUUCUCAUGGAUAAAAGAUGGAAUCUUAUCCACUACAAUAAGACCUAUGUUCGGGAUAUUUAUCCUUUCCGGAGGUCAGUAUCUCCACAGCUGAACCUUGUACACAUGCAUCCGGAGAAAGGACAGGAGCUCAUUCAGAAACAGGUGUUCUCUCGGAAGCUGGAGGAAGUCGGGCGGGUUUUGUUUCUCAUCUCCCUGACGCAGAAGAUCCCCACAGCCCACAAACAGUCCCAUGUCUCCAUGCUCCAGGAAGACCUCCUCCGACUACCCUCCUUCCCCCGAAGUGCUAUUGACGCUGAAUUUUCACUCUUCAGUGAUCCACAAGCUGGCAAGGAGCUGUUUGGCCUCGACACUCUUCAGAAAAGCUUGUGGAUCCAGCUCCUGGAGGAGAUGUUCCUGGGCAUGCCGAGCGAGUUUCCCUGGGGAGAUGAGAUCAUGCUCUUCCUCAACGUUUUUAAUGGGGCUCUGAUCCUCCACCCAGAAGACAGUGCCCUGCUCAGACAGUAUGCGGCCACCGUCAUCAACAGCGCCGUGCACUUCAACCACCUUUUCUCUCUCAGUGGCUACCAGUGGAUUCUCCCCACCAUGCUGCAGGUAUACUCCGAUUACGAAAGCAAUCCCCAGUUGCGUCAAGCCAUCGAAUUUGCGUGCCAUCAGUUCUACAUUCUACACCGGAAGCCAUUUGUGCUUCAACUGUUUGCUAGCGUGGCCCCUCUCCUGGAGUUUCCUGAUGCUGCCAAUAAUGGGCCCAGCAAAGGUGUGUCAGCUCAGUGUCUGUUUGACCUGCUACAGUCCCUGGAGGGAGAGACCACUGACAUAUUAGACAUCCUAGAGCUGGUCAAAGCUGAGAAGCCUCUUAAGUCAUUAGAUUUCUGCUAUGGAAACGAAGACCUGACAUUCUCUAUAAGUGAGGCCAUUAAGCUCUGUGUUACUGUGGUGGCAUAUGCUCCUGAGUCGUUCAGAAGUCUUCAGAUGCUGAUGGUCUUGGAAGCUCUAGUUCCCUGCUAUCUCCAAAAGCUAAAGAGGCAGACAUCACAAGUGGAGACAGUACCUGCUGCCCGAGAGGAGAUCGCUGCCACAGCUGCUCUCGCGACCUCCCUACAGGCCCUUCUGUACAGUGUAGAGGUCCUCACCAGGCCCAUGACAGCCCCACAGAUGAGCAGGUGUGACCAAGGUCAUAAGGGAACCACUACAGCCAAUCACACCAUGUCGUCUGGGGUGAACACCAGGUACCAGGAGCAAGGCGCCAAACUGCACUUUAUCAGGGAGAAUCUUCACUUACUGGAGGAAGGGCAAGGCCUUCCCAGAGAGGAACUGGAUGAACGAAUUGCUCGGGAGGAGUUCAGAAGACCUCGGGAGUCCCUGCUGAAUAUUUGUACCGAAUUUUAUAAGCACUGUGGGCCAAGGCUGAAGAUCUUGCAAAACCUGGCUGGGGAACCUCGGGUUACUGCCCUGGAGCUGCUGGAUGUGAAGUCACACAUGAGGUUGGCAGAAAUUGCACACUCUCUUCUGAAGCUGGCACCAUAUGACACCCAGACGAUGGAGAGCCGUGGGCUUCGGCGCUACAUCAUGGAGAUGCUACCCAUUACCGACUGGACAGCCGAGGCAGUGAGGCCAGCCCUUAUCCUCAUUUUAAAGAGAUUGGAUAGAAUGUUCAACAAAAUUCAUAAGAUGCCUACUUUGAGGCGACAGGUUGAGUGGGAGCCUGCCAGCAAUUUGAUUGAAGGGGUUUGUUUGACACUUCAGAGGCAGCCAAUCAUAUCCUUCCUGCCUCACCUUAGGUCACUGAUCAAUGUCUGUGUCAAUCUGGUGAUGGGAGUGGUAGGACCUUCCAGUGUUGCUGAUGGAUUACCCCUUCUUCAUCUCAGCCCUUAUCUCUCACCACCUCUGCCCUUCAGCACAGCUGUUGUCCGGCUUGUAGCAUUGCAGAUACAGGCUUUAAAAGAAGAUUUUCCUUUAAGCCAUGUGAUCUCUCCAUUCACCAAUCAAGAGCGAAGGGAGGGGAUGCUUUUAAAUCUACUCAUCCCAUUUGUGCUCACAGUAGGAUCUGGAAGCAAAGAUAGCCCAUGGCUGGAACAGCCUGAGGUGCAGCUGCUCUUGCAGACGGUCAUCAAUGUGCUCCUGCCGCCGCGCAUCAUCAGCACAUCGAGGAGCAAGAACUUCAUGCUGGAGAGCUCCCCCGCCCACUGCUCCACCCCAGGGGACGCAGGCAAAGACCUGCGUCGGGAAGGCCUAGCAGAGUCCACCAGCCAAGCAGCCUACUUGGCGCUGAAGGUGAUUCUCGUCUGCUUUGAGAGGCAGCUGGGAAGCCAGUGGUACUGGCUGAGCCUCCAGGUGAAGGAGAUGGCUCUGCGCAAGGUGGGAGGCCUGGCCCUGUGGGACUUCCUCGACUUCAUCGUGCGGACCCGAAUCCCCAUCUUCGUGCUCUUGCGCCCAUUCAUCCAGUGCAAGCUUCUGGCCCAGCCAGCAGAGAAUCACGAAGAGCUUUCUGCACGGCAGCACAUUGCUGACCAGCUAGAGCGACGCUUCAUCCCACGCCCUCUGUGUAAGAGCUCCCUCAUUGCUGAGUUCAACAGUGAACUAAAAAUUCUAAAAGAGGCAGUUCAUAGUGGCUCAGCCUACCAAGGGAAGACAUCCAUCAGUACUGUGGGCACCUCCACGUCCGCUUACCGCCUGAGCCUGGCCACCAUGUCCCGCUCCAACACGGGCACUGGCACUGUCUGGGAGCAGGACAGUGAGCCCUCCCAGCAGGCUUCGCAGGACACCCUGAGUAGGACCGAUGAGGAAGAUGAGGAAAAUGACUCUGUAAGCAUGCCCAGUGUGGUAAGUGAACAAGAAGCUUACCUCCUGAGUGCUAUUGGAAGGAGGCGGUUCUCCAGCCACGUCUCUAGCAUGUCUGCACCUCAGGCCGAGGUGGGCAUGUUACCCAGCCAAAGUGAACCUAAUGUCCUCGAUGACUCCCAGGGCCUGGCCGCCGAGGGCAGCCUCUCUAGGGUGGCAAGUGUACAGAGUGAACCUGGCCAACAGAAUCUCCUCAUUCAGCAACCACUGGGGAGGAAGAGGGGCCUGAGGCAGCUAAGACGUCCUCUACUGUCACGUCAGAAGACGCAGACUGAACCCAAAAACCGCCAUGGGGCCCGGCUGUCAACCACGCGCAGGAGUAUUCAACCUAAGACGAAGCCGGCUGCAGAUCAGAAACGUUCUGUGACCUUCAUUGAGGCUCAGCCGGAACCAGCAGCCGCCCCACCAGAAGCACUUCUGGCCACAGGCCAGUUACAAGGCUGCAGCCCAGCCCCAUCUAAGAAGCCAGAAGGAAUGGGCAAACCAGUCCUCACGUCUUCCCCUGCCAUUGUAGUUGCUGAUCUUCACAGCCUGUCUCCCAGGCAGAGGGAGCCUCUCCCCACUGAAGAAGGAGAAAAGAAAGAGGACACGGAAGUCCAAGGUGCUCCAGCACACAGCCCCCUCUCUACGCAGCUCUCAGCCCCUGAUGAAUUCACAGGCCUUGAGACAUCCAUCCUCCUACAGCAUGGAGACACCGUCCUUCACAUCAGUGAGGAGCAUGGCAUGGAGAACCCCCUGCUGUCCAGCCAGUUCGCCCUUACACCCACCGAGCUGGGGGAGACUGACGGAGACCUAGACGAGUCUCAUGUUUAAUCCUGUGUCUUGUAAGAGUGGCAGGUGUAGACAAGAUGUGGGAGGGAUCGCUUCAAUAAAGGUGAAUACUUUUGCUUGGGAAAGAUGAAAACACAGCACUUUACAUCCAACGGGUGACACAAAUCUCAGUAGAUUUUGCUGCUAAUGCGCACGUUGUUUCAUAAACAUCUUUAAAAAGUUGAUGGCUAAGAUAAUUUGGUUGUGUGAAGACCAUAAAAACCAGGGAAGAAAUAAGAGGAAAGAGCCAUUUCACUGCACAUUGUUUAUGAUUCAAGAAGCCUUGAGCAGUUAAAAAUAUAUACUAUUAUGGAGCUGCUUACCUAGGAAUAUUAACAAAUAUGUUCUAAAAAGAGAAUGCAAUUUUUGAGAUUACUCACAUUAUACAUCUCAUGCAAAUGUUUAUUUUUAUAGUUUCAAAAAUAUUAAAUCAGGUGGCUGUAUGAGUAGCAAUUUACAUAAAAAAUCAAUAAGGAAAAUAAUAGUUUGAGGAGACUAAUAAAUAAGCCUGCAGCCAUUUUUGCUUUGAUCGACAAUACAGCCAUUUGCAAGAAGAAAAAAAAAAUACUAUUUUUAAAGCUGUGGAUUUUUCAAUAUUUAUUUUUCAACCGUCAUUUAUCUUGCAUGUUGUAAAUCAAAAUGCUAAUGCCCUAAGAUCAUUCAAUUUCACAACCACGUUAGAGAGAAAAUAUUCUAAACCUACUCAGACGUAAUUUUGAAUUAAGAACCUAAACAGCCUAUACUAUGAUAAAAACUCAAUGUAAAUAGAAUAGCUAGAAAGAGAUGGUAUUCCUACUUCUAGCCAUGACCACAUCAAUGCCAAGAUUAGGAGAUAUUGGAAGAUGUGAUUACAGUAUCCUGUGCCUGCCCUUGAGGGCCUAUUUUCAGAUAUUAAGGUUAUUAUUAGAAUUGGUUCAAUAAAAUAACUUUAUCUCAAUGUUAACAAUUUUCUUAGGAUCCUUUAGACAUCUCCGUUGAUAAGGAAAAAUUAUAAAGUGAGCAAUCUCUUUAUAGACACAGCUUGUGUAUUUUUACUUUAACUUGAAGUUUAAUUACUUCAAGAGAAGCAUAAAACUUAGGAGGCUUGUGAGGCCAUAUCUAGUGUGUUACUGAUCCUGUAGUAGGGCUUGGCAUCAUAUAGUUCAGAACUGAAUUUCAAAAUUUUAACAGUUUGCAUUAGGAAACUGUUGCAUAACUACUAAGCAUAUAAAAAUUCAUAUGUACCUACAUUGGUGUGGGGUGUGUGUGUGUGUGCGUGUGUGCAUUUUUCUAGUCCUCCAAUUAAAGUUACAGAUUUUGAUUAUAUUGCAAUGAAUUGAAAACACGUUCUGUAUGCUUCAACUUCAAAUAUGUUGGCUAUGAAAAGUAUGUUUAUAGAGAGGAGAUCUGCUGAACUCACCCAAAUCACAAAGAAAAAUUAUUUUUUUGGUUAGAAUUGCUUAUUAAAUAGGGAUUGCUUCUGUUAUGAUUUAUACUUUCAAACAGAAUUUGGGGUUUUGAUCCCAUUUACUAAGAGAAUGAAAGAUAUCUGUGAGUUACAGAUAAUGAACAAAAUGAAAAAUUUCAAAUCUCACAAUUGAGAAAAUAGAGGGGGUAUAUGGCCUCUUUUAAUGUUUUCCAAAAUUUUCCGAACAUUUACUUAAUGCUGAAUUAAUUCUCAAGUGCAGAAAUAUACAUAUAAAGUGGUUUUAUGAUUCUUUCUAAGCUGAUGUAUUUUGCCUGUUAAAAAUUAUGCUGCUCAAUUAGUGUUAGAGGCCUUAUGUUUGGUAAUGACAAGUGUCUGGGCUACAUGAGUCUCUAUAUAUGCGUGCACUUUGUUCCAGUUUUUUGAUUCUUGAUCCAAAUCCUCUACGUAUAAUUGUAUCAAGUAUUCAAAAAGUAAAGGGGUCAAAGAAGAUUGUUGAAUAUCCGAGAAUUCUAAAUACCUUUACGUGUAUUUAAAAAGUACUAGGCUGUUUUGAACAUGAUUACGCUGGCGUUGUCUGCCUUUCAGCCUGACUCCUUCACUCUAGUGUCAUGGAAGUCUGUCGGAAACUUUUUUAAUAAGCCAAGUAUUGUUGUACCUUGCAAAAAAGCCUCCACUCUGAGAAACAGGGCCUUAGAGAGUGGGGAUGUUUUCAUACUGGGACUCCUGAGGUUUUGCAGAUGUGUGCAGCUGUUCCAUUUAAGGUGCCCUUAAAUGUGUAGAAUGUAAUGUGUUGAAUGUUUAUGUGUAUUGAUAAAGUAUUUAUAUGUAUGUGCAUAAAAUUGUCACAAGAUGUAUUCUCAGGAGUACUGUUACCUGGAGUUUGAAAGAAUAACUAUUUAAAAAACACAUUUGGGGAAGAUCAGGAAAAAAGUUCAAUAUAAUUAACAAUUUUUUUAUAAUCAAAAUAUUAUUGAGUAGAUGACUAAAAAUUACUAUAUAUGAUAAAUACCGAUUAGAUUAUUUCUUAAGCUAUGAUGCUUAAUGAUAUUUAUCUUGUUUAAAGGAAAAGCAAAACAGGCACCUACUUCCCGUGUAUAAAAAAUUGGACACAACCAAGAGGGUUGCUUCUUCUGAAAUUAACUUUUGAGAGACCUUGGAAUAAACAUGUAUCAUCCAUGAUAGUGGGUAUAGAUUUAUACCACUUGGAUUCAAUUAAAGCAGUUCAAAUCCUGGAUACAGCAUUUUCUAUAGCAAAAAUUUUACUUUCAUUUUUCAGUAUUUGCUGCUUUCUAUCAGUCUAUUAGAUAUUUGAUUUUUCCUAAAAAGGAAACUGAGCUAUUGAGGGCACUGGGACAAGUCACUAAGAACCACAGUGUCAAAAGGCAUAAUUGGGCAUGACAGUGGUGAAAAAAAAGAAAUAUUUGGUGCUUGGGUGUUAGUUAGGGCCUGUUGCACAGGCUGGGAAUAACUGGCUUGCUAUUUCAUGCCUGCAAGAGAACAUAAGGCAGGGUGACAUCUCCUCCCUUCUUUGAUAUCUGUCCCUUUAGUCCAUAAAGAACAUUCUUCACUCUGCUGCCUAGCUCUAAGACUAUCUAAGAUGAGACUAAGGUGUUUAUAGGGACCAACCGGGAAGAAAAGGUCGUAAGUGGAAUUACAGUCCAAAAUGCAAACUAAAUACCCUUCCUCAAGUUAUACGGGAUACGUUAUUAAGUCUCUGGAAUUUGCUGCUAUCACACCGAGUCAUGCUGUUGCCCUGUGACCUCACACUUCCAAUUCCAUGGCCUUGUCUUGGCAGUGAGUAGAAAGUCCCACUUCCUCAUUUACUUUAGUGGGUCUUAACUGCAGCAUUUCAGAAACACAGUUUGGUUUGACACUCAGGACAAUAAAAACCAAGGGCAGAAUGUAUUUGGAAAAGCUUAAGACAAAUUUACUUAUAUUAUUUCAGGAUCAUUUAGCAUUACAGAUCAAUGUACCUCCAUAAUAUUUUUCAAUAGUCACUGUGACUGCAGGAUGAAAAUCCUUUAUUAGCCAUUUUAUAGGUAAAAACAAAAGAUUGAUUACACAGCCAACUUCCCUCAGAUGACUUUGAAGUCUGUUAUGAAUACUGAAUGACCAAAGAGCAUGGGAAAAAAUGCAUAUGAAUAAAUACUGAAACGUUUAUGAAAGAUAUUUAUGAAAGAUAUUAAGACCUCUGUGUUUGAAUAUGCACAUAUAAUAAAAUAAAGCUAAAAACAUUUAAGAUGCC